Propithecus coquereli (Coquerel's sifaka) is the source of this 7806-nucleotide messenger RNA. It is a transcript of the gene UBR3, whose product is annotated as ubiquitin protein ligase E3 component n-recognin 3 (putative). Lineage: Eukaryota; Metazoa; Chordata; Mammalia; Primates; Indriidae. The transcript is spliced from 38 exons. The record is from RefSeq and is a predicted model, not a curated record. Gene Ontology annotation, biological process: protein ubiquitination; ubiquitin-dependent protein catabolic process via the N-end rule pathway. Gene Ontology annotation, cellular component: ubiquitin ligase complex; cytoplasm. Gene Ontology annotation, molecular function: zinc ion binding; ubiquitin protein ligase activity. Bases 1 to 5493 code for a protein of 1830 amino acids.
AUGGCGGCGGCGGCCGCGGCGGCCGUCGGGGGCCAGCAGCCGUCCCAGCCGGAGCUGCCCGCGUCGGGGCUGGCCCUAGACAAGGCGGCCACCGCCGCUCACCUAAAGGCGGCCCUCAGCCGGCCAGACAACCGGGCAGGUGCUGAGGAGCUGCAGGCGCUGCUGGAGCGGGUGCUGAGCGCGGAGCGGCCGCUGGCCGCGGCUGCGGGAGGCGAGGAGGCGGCGGCGGCUGGCGGCGGGGGCGGUCCAGGGGCGGCCGAGGAGGAGGCCCUGGAGUGGUGUAAGUGCCUUCUGGCCGGCGGCGGCGGCUACGACGAGUUCUGCGCGGCGGUGCGGGCCUACGACCCCGCGGCACUCUGCGGCCUGGUCUGGACAGCCAACUUCGUGGCCUACCGCUGCCGGACGUGCGGCAUCUCCCCCUGCAUGUCGCUGUGCGCCGAGUGCUUCCACCAGGGCGACCACACCGGGCACGACUUCAACAUGUUCCGCAGCCAGGCCGGGGGCGCCUGUGAUUGUGGGGACAGCAAUGUGAUGCGGGAGAGUGGGUUUUGCAAAAGGCAUCAAAUUAAAUCAAGUUCAAAUAUUCCCUGUGUCCCCAAAGACUUACUGAUGAUGUCUGAAUUUGUUCUUCCAAGAUUUAUUUUUUGUCUUAUUCAAUACUUAAGAGAAGGCUAUAAUGAACCAGCAGCUGAUGUACCAUCAGAAAAAGACCUUAACAAAGUCCUUCAGCUUUUGGAACCUCAAAUUUCCUUUUUAGAAGACCUAACUAAAAUGGGAGGAGCAAUGCGGUCUGUUCUUACUCAGGUUUUGACAAACCAACAAAACUACAAAGAUCUUACUUCUGGUCAUGGAGAAAAUGCUUGUGCAAAGAAAAGUCAUGAAAAGUACCUUAUAGCUUUGAAGAGCUCUGGACUUACAUAUCCUGAGGAUAAGCUUGUAUAUGGUAUGCAGGAGCCAUCUGCUGGUACUAGUACUCUGGCAGUUCAAGGUUUUGCAGGGGCAGCAGGAACAUUGGGACAAGUAGAUUCUUCAGAUGAGGAUGAUCAGGAUGGAAGUCAAGGUCUGGGCAAGAGAAAGAGAGUAAAACUAAGUAGUGGCACCAAAGAUCAGUCCAUAAUGGAUGUUUUAAAGCAUAAAAGCUUCCUAGAAGAACUAUUGUUUUGGACUAUAAAGUAUGAAUUCCCCCAGAAGAUGGUAACUUUCUUACUCAACAUGCUUCCAGAUCAAGAGUAUAAGGUCGCUUUUACAAAAACUUUUGUUCAGCAUUAUGCUUUCAUUAUGAAAACACUGAAGAAAAGUCAUGAAUCAGACACAAUGUCUAACAGAAUUGUGCAUAUUAGUGUUCAGUUGUUCAGCAAUGAGGAGCUAGCCAGACAGGUAACCGAAGAAUGUCAGCUGCUGGAUAUUAUGGUCACUGUGCUAUUAUACAUGAUGGAAAGUUGCCUUAUUAAAAGUGAGCUACAAGAUGAAGAAAAUAGUUUACAUGUGGUAGUAAACUGUGGAGAAGCAUUACUGAAGAAUAACACUUACUGGCCUCUUGUUAGUGAUUUUAUUAAUAUUCUUUCUCAUCAAAGUGUGGCUAAGAGAUUUUUGGAGGAUCAUGGUUUGUUAGUUACAUGGAUGAACUUUGUAUCUUUCUUUCAAGGUAUGAACUUAAAUAAGCGAGAACUAAAUGAACAUGUGGAGUUUGAGUCUCAGACAUACUAUGCUGCCUUUGCUGCUGAACUUGAGGCCUGUGCACAGCCAAUGUGGGGGCUCUUAUCACAUUGUAAAGUUAGGGAAACUCAAGAAUAUACCCGAAAUGUUGUUAGAUAUUGCCUUGAAGCGCUUCAAGACUGGUUUGAUGCUAUUAACUUUGUAGAUGAGCCAGCACCUAACCAGGUCACUUUUCAUCUGCCACUACAUCGUUACUAUGCUAUGUUUUUGAGUAAGGCUGUGAAAUGUCAAGAAUUAGAUUUGGAUUCUGUUUUACCAGAUCAAGAAAUGUUAAUGAAACUAAUGAUUCACCCACUCCAAAUUCAAGCAAGUCUUGCUGAAAUCCACAGCAAUAUGUGGGUAAGAAAUGGUCUGCAAAUCAAAGGGCAAGCCAUGACCUACGUUCAGUCUCAUUUCUGUAAUUCCAUGAUUGAUCCUGACAUUUACCUAUUACAGGUUUGUGCUUCUAGACUUGACCCAGAUUAUUUUAUUUCAUCUGUCUUUGAAAGAUUUAAGGUAGUGGAUUUGUUGACAAUGGCAUCACAACAUCAAAAUACAGUACUUGAUGCAGAGCAUGAGAGAUCUAUGUUAGAAGGCGCUCUUACAUUUCUUGUGAUUCUUUUGAGUCUUCGUUUACAUUUAGGAAUGUCCGAUGACGAGAUUCUCAGGGCAGAGAUGGUAGCCCAGCUGUGUAUGAAUGACAGGACACAUAGUUCAUUGCUGGACCUCAUUCCAGAAAAUCCCAAUCCCAAAAGUGGCAUUAUUCCAGGCAGUUACAGCUUUGAAUCCGUUUUAUCAGCUGUAGCUGAUUUUAAGGCUCCUGUUUUUGAACCUGGAGGUUCUAUGCAACAAGGCAUGUAUACUCCCAAAGCUGAAGUUUGGGAUCGGGAGUUUGACCCCGUCAUGGUCAUUCUUCGAACGGUUUACCGUAGAGAUGUGCAGUCUGCAAUGGACAGAUAUACUGCAUUUUUAAAACAGAGUGGAAAAUUCCCUGGAAAUCCCUGGCCACCCUAUAAGAAAAGGACGUCACUCCAUCCUAGCUAUAAAGGUCUUAUGAGACUUUUGCACUGUAAAACUUUACACAUUGUGGUAUUCACUCUGCUUUACAAGAUUUUGAUGGAUCAUCAAAAUCUAUCAGAACAUGUACUCUGCAUGGUUUUAUAUCUGAUUGAAUUAGGACUCGAAAAUUCUGCUGAAGAGGAAUCAGAUGAAGAGAAUUCUGGUACAGCUCAAGUUUUCAGCUUAGUAGCAGAGCGCAGAAAGAAAUUUCAGGAGAUCAUCAAUCGCAGUAGCAGUGAAGCAAAUCAGGUGGUUCGUCCCAAAACAUCAAAUAAAUGGUCUGCUCCUGGUUCAGCUCCACAGUUAACUACAGCCAUUUUGGAAAUUAAAGAAAGCAUAUUGUCUUUGCUAAUUAAACUUCACCACAAACUCUCAGGAAAACAAAAUUCUUACUAUCCUCCUUGGCUUGAUGACAUGGAAAUUUUAAUCCAACCAGAAAUUCCUAAAUAUAGUCAUGGAGAUGGUAUAACUGCAGUAGAAAGAAUUUUACUAAAAGCUGCAUUGCAAAGCAGAAUGAACAAACGCAUCAUUGAAGAGAUAUGUAGAAAAGUGACCCCUCCUGUACCACCCAAAAAAAUUACUGCAGCAGAGAAGAAAACACUGGACAAAGAAGAAAGGCGACAAAAGGCUAGAGAGAGACAGCAGAAAUUGCUUGCAGAGUUUGCUUCACGGCAGAAAAGCUUCAUGGAAACUGCAAUGGAUGUUGAUUCUCCUGAGAGCGAUAUUCCUAUGGAAAUCACCACAGCAGAACCACAAGUUUCUGAGGCAGUAUAUGACUGUGUUAUUUGUGGACAGAGUGGCCCCUCUUCUGAAGACCGACCUACAGGAUUGGUUGUACUGUUACAAGCAUCCUCAGUUUUGGGGCAGUGCCGUGACAAUGUUGAGCCUAAAAAGUUGCCAAUCACUGAAGAGGAGCAAAUUUACCCUUGGGAUACAUGUGCAGCAGUUCAUGAUGUGAGGCUUUCAUUAUUACAGCGUUAUUUUAAGGAUAGUUCGUGUCUCUUAGCAGUAUCAAUUGGCUGGGAAGGAGGUGUUUAUGUACAAACCUGUGGCCACACAUUACAUAUAGAUUGUCAUAAAUCUUAUAUGGAAUCAUUACGGAAUGACCAGGUUCUUCAGGGUUUCUCAGUGGACAAAGGAGAAUUCACAUGUCCCCUCUGCAGGCAGUUUGCUAAUAGUGUUCUUCCUUGUUAUCCUGGAAGCAAUGUGGAAAAUAACCUUUGGCAACGUCCUAGCAACAGAAGCAUACAAGAUCUCAUAAAGGAAGUGGAGGAGCUUCAGGGACGGCCGGGAGCUUUCCCAUCAGAAACCAACUUAAGUAAAGAAAUGGAAUCUGUAAUGAAAGAUAUAAAAAAUACCACUCAGAAGAAGUAUAGAGACUAUAGCAAGACCCCGGGCUCACCAGACAAUGAUUUUCUCUUUAUGUACUCUGUUGCUAGAACCAAUUUGGAACUUGAAUUGAUUCAUCGAGGAGGCAAUUUGUGUUCAGGUGGUGCAAGCACAGCUGGCAAAAGGUCUUGUUUAAAUCAGCUGUUUCACGUAUUGGCUUUGCACAUGCGGCUUUAUAGCAUCGAUUCUGAGUAUAAUCCCUGGAGAAAGCUCACCCAGUUAGAAGAGAUGAAUUCACUUCUGGGAAAUGAAGAACAGCAGCCUGAAGUUCCAAUUCUUUAUCAUGAUGUAACAUCCCUUUUGCUCAUCCAGAUCUUAAUGAUGCCACAACCCUUACGCAAAGAUCACUUCACCUGCAUUGUGAAGGUACUUUUUACUCUCCUGUACACACAGGCUCUUGCAGCACUUUCAGUUAAAUGCAAUGAGGAAGAUAGGUCAGCCUGGAAACAUGUGGGAGCUCUCAAAAAGAAUACAUGUGAUGCAGAAAAGUCUUAUGAAGUGUUAUUGAGCUUUUUGAUAAGUGAACUAUCUAAAGGAAAGUUAUACCAUGAAGAAGGAACUCAGGAAUGUGCAAUGGUUAGCCCUAUUGCUUGGUCUCCUGAAUCCAUGGAAAAAUACUUACAGGACUUCUGCUUACCUUUCCUCAGAAUCACCAGCCUUCUUCAGCACCACCUUUUCGGGGAAGAUUUACCUAGCUGCCAGGAAGAAGAAGAAUUUUCAGUUCUCGCCAGCUGCCUGGGACUUCUGCCAACGUUUUACCAAACAGAACAUCCAUUCAUCAGUGCCUCUUGUCUGGAUUGGCCAGUUCCAGCAUUUGAUAUUAUAACUCAGUGGUGUUUUGAGAUAAAAUCAUUUACUGAAAGACAUGCAGAACAAGGAAAGGCCUUGCUUAUCCAAGAGUCAAGAUGGAAAUUACCCCACCUACUACAGUUGCCUGAGAAUUAUAACACCAUUUUUCAGUACUACCACAGAAAAACCUGUAGUGUCUGCACCAAGGUUCCUAAAGAUCCUGCUGUUUGCCUUGUUUGUGGUACUUUUGUAUGCCUGAAAGGACUUUGCUGCAAGCAACAAAGUUACUGUGAAUGCGUAUUGCAUUCUCAGAACUGUGGUGCUGGAACAGGGAUUUUCCUUUUGAUCAAUGCAUCAGUAAUUAUCAUCAUUCGAGGUCACCGCUUCUGCCUCUGGGGUUCCGUAUACUUGGAUGCUCAUGGAGAGGAAGACCGGGAUCUUAGGCGAGGCAAACCUCUCUACAUUUGUAAGGAAAGAUACAAAGUUCUGGAGCAACAGUGGAUUUCUCAUACUUUUGAUCACAUCAAUAAAAGAUGGGGUCCACAUUACAAUGGGCUGUGAUUCACCACCUCAGCAUUGCAUUAUAUCAUCAUUUUCAUUAAGAAUUUAUUUUAUCAAUAAUAAGCUUUAACUUAAUUUGGGGGAUUAACACUUUUACUGAGGGAAAAAAGAAAACAUACAUGAUGAAGCCUUUCCAAAAUUAGGUGCUUGGUAAUCACGUUAAUGGUAUAAUAAUUUUUUUUAAAGUAUCUGGAGAACUUAACAAAUAACAAGUUAAAUUAGUCUUUAGUGGUCAUUUUUUUUUUUAAGUGCACAAUUAAUAAGAAGCACAACUUGUUCACAAAAUCAUUCAGAAGUAAUUCUCCCAAAAAUGCAUAUCAGCUAUUCAUUGAUACUUAGAGUGGUUGUGAUUUAUUUGAAAUUUUGCUGCCUUUUUCUGUCUGUGUGUUUUAAUUUGCAUCUGAUAAGCAUAAUGCAUCUUUUUCCUCUUCCAUUCUUGUGUUGAUUUGAGAAUUUUGCUGUAUGUAAUUAGAACAAAAUGUAAAACAUGAUUUAUGUGAAAUAUUGUAUAGUAAAAGUUGGUCUAAUAGUAGAACUGUAAAAUUUUUCUUAUUGUGAGGAAUCUGUUAAAAGUUUAAAGCUUUGCUGAAAACUUAAUUCAUUCUCAGGAAUUUCAUAAAUAUUCUCCCCAGGUAAAUAAUGGAAAUAGCUGUAAAAUAAGUAGAUAGCUGCUGUUAAUACAAUACAGUACAUUUUGAGGGGCUUAUGUAUGGUUGGCGGGGAGUCCUUAAAAAUCAAAAUUUGCCAUUUCAGUUGGAUGAAUUAAUAAGGUAGUAACAUAAAUUUUACUAUAAAACCAAAAGGUUUAAGAACAUACACAUGCAGAUUUUGAUUCUAUGCAUGCCCACCUUUUAUUACCAACCAAGUUUUUUUUUUUUUUUUUUUUUAUGAUUGGAUUGGAAAUGCUCAGACUUCCCUACAAAUGAACCAUAAGUUUUGGAACUUUACCGUCAACUCAAGAGGUUCAGCUAUACUGCAUUUGUGCAGUGUAAUCACUGCUAUUUCUGCCUGGUUUCCUAAAAGGAAAGAAAAAAGGCUCGGUAGUGAUGGCCCUCAUGAAUGAACCAUGCAUUCUUCUUAGAAACUGCUCUCAGUAUGCAAUUUAUGUUUGGAGGGUUUUAAAUCAGUAAGAAUUGGAAUGAUUGAGCUAAAACCCACUCUAUAAGGAGGGAAGGAAGAUUAUAGAAAAGCAUGUUAUAUAUUGCUACCAAGAUUUUUUUCCCAAAUGAUUCAGUAAUUUGGUGAUUCUUUCAUAUAUAGUGCUAUCAAGCAAUUCCUGGUUCUUUGGACUUCUGUGGCUUGUUAUAUAAAAUUACAUUUUUACAUGUAAAAAUAAACUUUAAAAAAGCUAAUGAAAAAAUAUAAAAAUAACAUCAGACCUGUGUUCUAAAAAAAUUUUUGUAAUGACAUAUUACAGAAUAUGAAAUGGAUGUUAAAUGAUGGCCUUGCAUUAAAAUAGGGAGAGCAGAGCAGUACAUAUUCAAAUAUGUUCAAAAAGUCAAAAAAUUACCUAUAGCUCUACAAUAAAAUACAUGGAAAUAGCUUGCUAUUUUUAUAUACAUUUCCAAAAUAUUAAGAUAACUUUCUGUAAGACUAGAAUGAUUCUGUUUGACUAAAUAGCUGUCCUUUCCAACACAUUGCUACUUUUUUAAAUACUGUAUCAUAAGUUCAGCCUGUCAUAUUUUUUGCAUCGAUCAUUAUGAAUACCAGACCAUUUGUAAGUGUGGUUGAAGAGCAAAAUGCUAAUUUACAUCUCUAGUACAUAUUGUUACAGGAUUCAUGAACUUGAAUAAUUCUGUAGUUUGAAACUCUGAUGCUAUAUAUACACAUGGUAUAAUGUAUUCAGACUUUGAUUACUACUUAUUUAAAAUGGAAUGUUUUAUGGUUGUGCAUAUGGAUGUGAAGUGAAAAUAUUAGCCUUAACUUUAAAAUUUGGGUAUUUGAUAGUGUUUAUUUUGAUAUUGGUGAAUUAGUCACCAGUAAAUUUUAAAAAAGCACUUGGUUGAAAAUUGUACUUGAAUACAUACAUGCAUGCUGCUAAACUAGAACUUUAAUUUUUUCCCCAUAACUUUUAUAAGUCCCAUUUAUAAACCCACUUUUAAAAAUAACAGGUCCAAGUUAGAGUGAUGUGUGUAUAUUAUUCAAACAAAAUGUACUGGUGUGAUAUCUUGUAUGAAUGAUCAUUUAAAUACAGUACAUUACUGUAGAAGCUAAAUCAAUCUUUAUAAUUAAGCAGAAAUUACAAAACUAGGAAUAAUCAACAUUGUAAGAUAUGUUAAUAAAAACCUACUGUCAUUUGGUUUGUGAAAGAUC